AUGGCUGAGAUCACCAUUACCGGCUGGAAGACCCGCGAUGUUCGGUUUCCCACGUCCCUCGACGGAACUGGCUCAGAUGCCAUGAACGCCGCUGGCAACUACUCAUCCGCCUACUGCAUUCUCGAGACCGACUCACAAUACACCGGUCAUGGAAUGACCUUCACCAUCGGCCGCGGAAACGACAUUGUCUGCGCAGCCAUCAACCACGUCGCCGAGCGCCUCAAGGGCAAGACCCUCUCCUCCCUCGUGUCAAACUGGGGCAAGACAUGGCGCUACCUCGUCAACGACAGCCAGCUUCGAUGGAUCGGUCCUGAGAAGGGUGUCAUCCACCUCGCCCUCGGCGCCGUCGUCAACGCCGUCUGGGAUCUGUGGGCCAAGACCCUCAACAAGCCCGUCUGGCGCAUCGUGGCCGACAUGAGCCCCGAGGAGUUUGUCAGCUGCAUCGACUUCCGUUACAUAACCGAUGCUAUCACCCCUGAGGAGGCCGUGGCGAUGCUCAAGGAGCAGGAGGCCACCAAGCCUCAGCGUCUGGAGGAGGCGCUCAACAGCAGAGCUGUGCCUGCCUACACGACCAGUGCUGGCUGGCUGGGUUACGGCGAGGACAAGAUGAAGUCUCUUCUCCAGGAGACUCUCAACGCGGGAUACCGUCACUUCAAGGUCAAGGUCGGUGGUGACAUUGAGCGAGACCGCAAGCGUCUGGGCAUUGCUCGUGAGGUCAUUGGUUAUGACAAGGGCAACGUGCUCAUGACCGACGCCAACCAGGUGUGGUCUGUCCCCGAGGCUAUCGACUACAUGAAGCAGCUCGCCGACUUCAAGCCGUGGUUCAUCGAGGAGCCUACUUCUCCUGAUGAUGUCCUCGGCCACAAGGCUGUGCGGGAGGCACUCAAGCCUUACGGCAUUGGUGUCGCCACAGGAGAGAUGUGCCAGAACCGUGUCAUCUUCAAACAGCUUCUCCAGACUGGUGCCAUUGACGUGUGCCAGAUCGACGCCUGCCGCAUGGGUGGUGUCAACGAGGUGUUGGCCGUGCUUCUCAUGGCCAAGAAGUUCGGAGUGCCCAUCGUGCCUCACUCUGGCGGUGUCGGUCUUCCCGAGUACACUCAGCACCUGAGCACCAUCGACUACGUCGUCGUCUCUGGCAAGCUGUCUGUGCUCGAGUACGUGGACCACCUUCACGAGCACUUCCUCCAUCCUUCGGUGAUCAAGGACGGAUACUACACCACCCCCACGGAACCGGGUUACAGUGUCGAGAUGAAGCCCGAGAGCAUGGAUCGGUAUCUCUACCCUGGUGAGAAGGGUGUGAGUUGGUGGACUUCUGAGGAAGCUAGGGUUAUCCUCGAUGGUGAGAAGAUUUAA
Messenger RNA from Fusarium keratoplasticum, 1353 nucleotides. Its product is annotated as L-galactonate dehydratase. Bases 1 to 1353 code for a protein of 450 amino acids. Gene Ontology annotation, biological process: carbohydrate catabolic process; amino acid catabolic process. NCBI's taxonomy places the organism in Eukaryota, Fungi, Ascomycota, Sordariomycetes, Hypocreales, Nectriaceae. Gene Ontology annotation, molecular function: L-fuconate dehydratase activity; magnesium ion binding. The transcript has 2 exons. The record is from RefSeq and is a predicted model, not a curated record.